This is a messenger RNA of Sesamum indicum (sesame), 1224 nucleotides long. RefSeq names its product syntaxin-51. Lineage: Eukaryota; Viridiplantae; Streptophyta; Magnoliopsida; Lamiales; Pedaliaceae. The record is from RefSeq and is a predicted model, not a curated record. Gene Ontology annotation, cellular component: endomembrane system; SNARE complex; membrane. Gene Ontology annotation, molecular function: SNARE binding; SNAP receptor activity. Gene Ontology annotation, biological process: vesicle fusion; intracellular protein transport; vesicle-mediated transport.
AACUUUCUCUUCGAAAAUGCAGUCCAUAUUCUAAUAGGAAAAAAGGUGUGUAGCAGUGUAAAAUCAUUGACUUGUGGUGUGGAUGCGAUUGGCGAAGGAGACGAUCAGGUCGGACAAAUUUUGCCGGUAGCUGGUGGCGCCGCCCGUCACGUCACGUUGUUUGCCCUUUAAAGAAAAAAAAACUCAAUCAGCUAUUCCACAAAUCUCUCACUUCUCACCAAUACCUCGUGCGGUUCCACAAUUCUGAUAGCUGAUUCCAAUUGGGAAGGAAAAGCAAUUAUCCAUUUGAAUUAUCCUGCGGCUAGAGGGUUUUAAUGAGAAUGGCAGCUUCUGGGGACUCAUGGGUGAGGGAAUAUAAUGAAGCAGUCAGACUUGCUGAUGAUAUUACUAACAUGAUAUCUGAAAGGAGUUCGUUGCCUGCAACUGGGCCAGAAGCGCAACGCCAUUCAUCUGCCAUCCGAAGGAAAAUUACCAUACUGGGAACCAGACUGGACAGCCUGCAGUCUCUUCUCUCGAAGCUUCCUGGAAAGCAACCAUUGACUGAGAAAGAAAUGAAUCGUCGCAAGGACAUGGUUGCUAAUUUGAGAUCAAAAGUAAACCAAAUGGCUUCCACAUUGAACAUGUCAAACUUUGCAAAUAGAGACAGCUUACUUGGGCCUGAGAUAAAGCCUGCUGAUGCCAUGAGCAGAACAACUGGCCUUGACAACCAUGGCAUUGUCGGGCUUCAAAGACAAAUCAUGAAAGAGCAAGAUGAGGGUCUCGAGAAAUUGGAGGAGACAGUGAUAAGUACUAAACACAUUGCACUGGCAGUGAAUGAAGAGCUUGAUCUACAUACAAGACUGAUCGAUGAUCUGGAUCAACACGUUGAGGUUACAGACUCCAGACUACAGCGAGUACAGAGGAGACUAGCGAUACUGAACAAGCGGACCAAGGGUGGCUGCUCCUGCUUGUGCCUGCUUUUAUCAGUUAUAGGAAUUGUCGUCUUGGUUGCAGUUAUAUAUAUGCUGGUCAAAUAUUUGUGAUCUAAGAAAUGAUGCAUUAGACCUCUCUUGUGUGUUUGUGCCCUGGAUUAAUAUAAUUUUUAUGUUGGUAAAGAAAGAGGAAAAGAGAAGAGCGAAAACGCCUUGUGCUUUAUCUCAAAAAGACAGAAUAUUUCUGAUUGCUUUUCAUGUAUAAUCAACAUGAUUUCAUCAUUAAAGUGAGUUCUCCAUGGUUGCCUCAAAA